AUCUUAAUUCUCCGCCGUGUACCCUUGAAAUUUCUAUUCGAACUCGUCAUCAAGUUAUUAGUAGUACAAAAAAUGAUCUUGUGUUCCCCUUUGGUCGCCGCAGAACCACCUCCGGGGUCGCCGGCUGUGUGUUCUGCCGGCGUUUGUCAGUAGAAACUUUUGUUAUGUACGAAUCCGUUGCUUACAUAUAGACACACGCAUGGGCAUAGGCGCGCAGUGGCUGAAAUCACAAGCUGAGAUUAUUAUUUUGCUCGUAAUCUCCGGCCUUGUGUUGCCGUUGGUUGAAUGAAGUGUGAGGUUUCCUUUCUUGUGGCGUUCAUGAAUCAAGAUAGGGAUAUGACUUGUUACCGAAAUGACUAAAUUGUAUGGUUUAUGGCAGGAAGAUAAAAAUAUUACGCACAUAAUCUGUUUUCAUUUUUCACCAAUAGAUUGCCAUGAAACUCAGGAUACUUAAUCUAUCUGAUAAAAAGGCCUGUUCAACAAAUUAGCUGAAAGUUCAUUUUGUUCGUUGUCGCCAUGCUAGUAGAUACAGAUAGUAAUUUAAGGGCUAAGCUGCAAAACAAGAGAUGGAUGGCAAAAAGAAGAGGAACAGGAAGAAGAAGGGAAACCAAGGGAAGAAUACUGGUGAUGCGGUGACCAAUGCCGAUGAAGCUGUUCCUCAGAGCCACAAUGAUGAUUUGGCUCCAAAAGAAAAUUAUAGUGGUGCCGAUGCAGAUGAUGCAGUGUCCAGUGUUGGAGAUGCAGUGUCCAGUGUUGGAGAGGGAACACAGUACCAGAAUCACGAGCAGAUUCCACAUGCAAAGCACAAUAUUGCAAACGCUGAUGAAACCAUAUCGUCGUCUGUUGGUGAGGUGAUUCCAUGCGAUGAGAAUCACGAACCUACCAUGACACACGAGAGUCACAAGGUCAGUAAUACAGCCUACGCAGAUCAGAGGAGCAUUGGGAUUUCAGAUUCUACCGUGGAACUUGGCAAGGACCGACUUUUUGAAUCAAAGCUUGAGAAAUUACACGAUACAAUAAAGCAAUUGGAAGAUGAGAAAGGUUUAUGGCUUCAAAAAGUGAACAAGAUGGAGAGCGAACUUGAAAAGUUGCAUAACAAAGUGGGUUAUCAUGCACAAAAUGAGGUCAUUUUGGAGGAAAAACUUAAUAAUCUACAGAAUGGGUACGAUAUGCUGGUUAAAAAGGAGGAGGUUUUGGAUAACAAAGUCAAGUGCGUUGAGGAUGUCAAUGGUGUCCUAACUCAUCAGGAGACUUCUCUUAAAGAAAGAUUAAGUUUGCUGGAGGAAACCAACAAAGCAUUACAGGAGCAGGUGAAGGUAUUGGAUGAAACUUCAAAAAGUACUGUUGAGGAAAAUCAGCGGUUGGUGGUAAGUGUGGAUGAAUUGGAGUCAAGAUUACAAACCCUUGAAGCAAAGAUUGCACUUACUGAAGCCUCCAUUACUAAAGAGGUUCCUGAAACUGAGGUGAUGAAUCAAACAGAUCUGGCCGGUUCAUUUCUCCAUAAGCAGACCACUGAUUUUACGACCGUGAUGAGUAAAGGUAACGAACCUACUGCUGAUAGAGGUCUGAACAGUUCGCUGGCAGUUACUUCGGACAAUAUCUACAGUCAUGUCAGCAACAUUCCUGUCGGUGCCUAUGCUAGUGAUCAUGCAGAUGAAACUUUGGUGUACUUUCCAGAAGCAACGAGCAGCAAUGGUGCUGGCCAGAGCCUCAUGAAUGCAAAUGCGCGCCAAGGAUUUGAUGAACCAAGAACAAGUGGUGAAAUCGUGCCGGUUCCGUUGGAUGAUAUACUGAUUCAUGAAGAUGAUCCACAGCCAGCGGGAUCAGAUGUUGAGACAGCUGAGGAGGUUCCAUUCACCGAUGCCCCCAUUGUUGGCGCACCCUUCCGGUUGAUCUCGUUUGUUGCUAGGUAUGUCAGUGGUGCAGACUUGGUGAACCAAAAGUAACUCUACAUCUGCCCAUCGGGCUGCUCGAGAUCUGUGUGCUGGAAAGAGGAGUCCUGUUUUUUGUUGCACUGACAUAGUUUUCAGUAAGCUUUUGGAACUUCUUCGUAACAUUAAGAUGGUGGCGAAUAUGUUGGACGGGUGCAUUGGAUUCUGCAGAGAUAUGGAUGCUAUGGUGAUUAGUGGCGGUGCUUGCUGCCGAUAGAUUUUUCUUCCUCCCCUGUAAUUUUAUCAGGGGCGUGAGAAGUUAUUGUUCCCGGUUUAUACAAGAGGGCUUUGUCUGACCAUGUGAGAAGCUGUACUGGCCAGAUUUAUGUUAUAGUAACAUCUGAAAUGUUGGUAUGCCUUGUAUUCUCUGAAUUCUGGUAUGUGGGUGAUACGGCCACCUUGAUUGGUUAUUACUCCCUCCGUUCUACUGUAAGUGUUAAGUGUCGCUGAUGUAGUGCAAGACACUUAUACUAUGGAAUGGAUGGAGUUUUUGCA
Molecule: messenger RNA, 2426 nt
Organism: Triticum dicoccoides
Lineage: Eukaryota; Viridiplantae; Streptophyta; Magnoliopsida; Poales; Poaceae
Exons: 9
Coding region: 567-1946 (459 amino acids)
Source: RefSeq, a predicted model, not a curated record